Messenger RNA from Rhododendron vialii, 1917 nucleotides. Its product is annotated as F-box/FBD/LRR-repeat protein At1g13570-like. The coding region runs from base 470 to 1831 and encodes 453 amino acids. The record is from RefSeq and is a predicted model, not a curated record. Lineage: Eukaryota; Viridiplantae; Streptophyta; Magnoliopsida; Ericales; Ericaceae. The transcript has 3 exons. Gene Ontology annotation, molecular function: protein binding.
AUUUUUGUUCACAUUCACAUAUUUCCACACUUAACUAGUAAUUUUCUUUUCACUUUUCACAUUCUCCAUGCACUCUUUAGUCUUUACAUAUAUGAGAAGGUUAUCCAAUGGUUAGUUCUUUCCUUAUGGAUUUGAGUAGCUUAUUCUUUUGAUUUCCACAUCAUUUUUCUUUCCCUUGUCAAGUCCUUUCUUAAAAAACGUCUGUCGCAACACAACCUUAAUUAAGGUAGCCAAGAGUUCAUUCCUUGAACCUGCAAAAGGGAACGAAAAGUAAAAAUGUUGCAUGUGACAUAGUAGUAACCUGACUCGAGAUGUUGAAUCCAAGAAACAGAACAAUGCAGUUUAUUAAUCCAGCAGAUAGCUAUGCAGGGGAAAUUUUUCAUGUUUUUUCUUUCUGCAGCUGCAAAUUUGGUGUAGUAGAUUGUCAUGACGGGAAGAUAUACCAUAUGGUUUCUUCUAUAUUCUGCCAAUGCUUCUGGGGACCUUAACUUUGAUUUGGUCAUGUUUUAUGAUUGUCAGGAUGCUUUGUAACGUGAAGAAACGGGUGCCUCAAGGUUUAGAACAGACAAUGAGCAACUCAACUUCGGACAUAAUCAGUAAUCUUCCAUGCAAUGUACUAGAAAAAAUCUUAAUGUGUUUGACGAUACAGGAUGCGGCGAGGACGAGUGUUUUGUCAAGGAAAUGGAGGUAUAAUUGGACUAAACUUCCCCAUCUCAUCUUUAAUGAUGAGUAUUGCAGAGGAUCGAGGGGGGUAGCGAUGAACAAACAUAUAAUGACUAUUCUUGGAGUUCUGUUACUCCAUCAAGGACCAAUACUCAAGUUCACUCUCUCCUUGGCGGCAGUGGAAAGCUGUCCUGAACUUGACCUGGUGGUAUCUUUUGUCUUAAACAAUGGCAUCCAGGAGUUCACCCUACACAUUCAGAAUGGUGGACCUUACAGAUUGCCAUCAACACUAUUUUUGUGCCUACAAAUUGAGCAUUUGGAUCUUGUUUCUUGUGUAUAUAAACCUCCUCUUGCGUUCAAAGGAUUUACCAGGCUCCUUUCCCUUGUGUUUAAUGAAGUUGUCAUUCCCGGUGAUGUACUCUCAAGUCUAAUCUCCAGUUGCCCUCUACUUGAACGGCUGACUGUUAUUUCGUCCACUAUUGUCGAUUACCUUCAAAUUGUCGCUCCUAAUCUUAGAUUCUUACACUGCGAGGGCCUUUUCAGAUCUAUUUCUGUCCAAAAUAGUUGUCAUCUUGCAGAAGUCUCAGUCUUUCUAAAAAGAUUGAGGAAUUGGUCGGCAUUCAAUGAAGGAGAGCCUUUAUACUCUAACAUGCUUCCUGAAAGUAUACCUGCCAUUGAGCUUCUGGAAUUGGACCCCUAUAAUAUCAAGUUCAUGGCUGUAGGUGGUGUACCAAAGAGUCUUCCAACUACUUUGGCCUGCCUUAAAGUUCUCAAGUUGUAUGAUAUUUGUUUCGGGGACGUAAGUUUGGUCUCUAACAUUCUCUGCUUAAUUAGAAGCUCCCCAAACAUGGAAAAAUUGGAAGUUUGGGCGUGGCCCGAGGGAAAUGCUUUAGUUGAUCCCUUUCUAGAACUUAUGGAAGUGGAAGGACGGUCGGAUACAACCUUAAACCAACUUCGUGAAGUGAACAUGCAUUCAGUAUCUGGUAAGUCUGAGUUGCUAUUUCUUAAAUUUAUAUUGGCCAAAUGGCGUAUGCUGGAGACGUUGAUUGUAGUAGGUUCACUGGGGGAUGUUUAUUUUGGAUUUGGUUUAUUGAAAGAGUUGACACGAUUUCGAAGCUUAUCGCCUCAAGCAGAAAUCAUAUUCGUAAUUCCCGGUGUUGCAGUCUAGCAGAUGGGUUCGAGUGAGGCAGGGAGAUGAUCUUUUAGGUGUUUGGUGUGUACUGGGUCCCCAAGUUAAAGCAAUUGUUGCAAUUG